This is a messenger RNA of Myxocyprinus asiaticus (Chinese sucker), 1747 nucleotides long. RefSeq names its product Fanconi anemia group F protein-like. The record is from RefSeq and is a predicted model, not a curated record. The transcript has a single exon. Gene Ontology annotation, biological process: interstrand cross-link repair. The coding region runs from base 139 to 1152 and encodes 337 amino acids. Lineage: Eukaryota; Metazoa; Chordata; Actinopteri; Cypriniformes; Catostomidae. Gene Ontology annotation, cellular component: Fanconi anaemia nuclear complex.
UGAAGCUAGAAUCCAGCACGCUCUUUUUCUCCUGUGUGUUGAGUUUUCUGCGUCGUUGUUGUUUGUUUGUUUUUUUAAUCAACACUUUCCCUGCUCAUAUUGAUGUGUUUGUGAUGAGUUAAUGCUGCAGUGACAGAGAUGGAGUCUGUGUUAGGACACCUGCAGCACAUACUGGAGUUACUGGCCGUGUCGCAGACGGACUGUGUGAAUGAAUGGGACUAUCACACGACACUCAAGGCGUUUCAGUGGGCAGAGUACUGCGAGCACCUGCACAGCCGCUUCCACACGAACCCUGCGGUCAGACCCGCGCUCGAGUCCCGCGUGCAUGACACCAACCGGCGCCUGCGGGAAACCUUUCCUUCAUAUUCUCCAGUGAUGUUGUCAGAGCUCGCUCAGUGUCAACACAAACUGCUCAUUAACUUACUCAGAAACCCAUCUGCACCAAGCUCCAUAGUCCAAAGACUGUUUCCCGAUUCCAGACAUACAGAACAGGGAUUAAAGUUGGACCAGAAUGGCCUUAUUACUUGUAAAUCUGCUUUUAAACUGCUAUGCUGCAGUUUGGACAAGACUAGUUCUGCUGGUUUACAGGUUGAAGCAGAAGUGAGAGGUAAACUGCUCGGGAAACACUUGAACUCCAUAUUAACUCGACCAGGUAAUGAAGACUAUGCGAGAACGCUGUUGGAGUCCAUCCUCUGUGACAGCGCGGGAAACAUGGAAAGCCUUAAUGACGUCAUCGCAUCUGCACUUCUUUCCAGUGAUGACGGAACGAACAGCGUCACUCAGCGCUUCAUCCUGGGCUGGCUUCAAAGUCACGACGGAUGUUUUAGUAAACUGUGCGAGUCGUUGUCUCCUGGGCUGUGUAGCAUCCUCUCCACACAGUCUGUGGAGUUUAAACAGGCAUACUGGGGUGUUUUGAAACAGUGGGCGUCCUGCUUAGAGUAUGACGUCUUGCAGAGCGUGUGGGUGCUGACGACAGAUGGUUCUGUGACGUUUAAUGUAUUAGCUGAUCGACUGAGAGAUUUACUAAAGACAGGGUCACCAUUAAAACAGGAGACGGAGACUCAGCUUGCAGAACUGAAACUGGAAAGUGGUGACUUUGAUGUGAAAGGCAUCAGUGUGUGGACUGAUCUAAUCAUUCAACUGAAGCUGUAAUGACAUCACAUUUGAAUAUGGUGAUGGAAGUAAGGAAUUGUAUUUAUGUUUAAGUAAAUAACCUUUAUUCAUAAAUUAUGUUUUGUCUUUAUUAUUAUGAGCCAUGAAUUAAUAUUGUAGUUUUCAUAAUUGGAAAACAUGUAAAGAUAGAUACUUGUGUGCUUUCUGCCUCGGGCUCCGAGCCGACAGGGGGAGACAGUGCGCUGUAUAUAAUAUAUAUACAUGGGUGUUUCUUCAAUUGUGGGCAAUUACAUGUCCCAGGGCUUGAUUUUUGUCAAAACUAACACAUUAGAACUGACUUAGAAACCUUUUAGGCUUUUGUCAUUUAGGGUACUUUUUAAAUGCCUUUUAUGAACAGAUUUCAGUGUUUUAGCCUUGUCCCAGAACCAGAUAUUCAAUAUUAAACUAUGAAAAUCCGUUAUAAAAAUACAAAUUAUUAGAUGUUUAAAAUUAUGUUAAUCUAAACAAAGUGUGAAAUAAAAAUAAACUAUUUUAAUAUUUAUUAUGUAAAAAUUAUUUCUAUCAAAUUUUUGUGUGUGUGUGUGGAAACUAGGACUGUCUCACAGUUGUUGCGUCUUUUUCACCACACCAAACA